Cheilinus undulatus (humphead wrasse) is the source of this 3679-nucleotide messenger RNA. RefSeq names its product thyroid hormone receptor interactor 6 (gene trip6). The coding region runs from base 183 to 1886 and encodes 567 amino acids. NCBI's taxonomy places the organism in Eukaryota, Metazoa, Chordata, Actinopteri, Labriformes, Labridae. Gene Ontology annotation, cellular component: stress fiber; focal adhesion. Gene Ontology annotation, biological process: cell-cell adhesion. The record is from RefSeq and is a predicted model, not a curated record. The transcript is spliced from 11 exons.
CAGGAUCCGUCACAAAGUAGGUUAACGACGCUAAAGCUAGCAGAAAGUUAUUCCGGGAUAACUUUCUCUGGCCUUUGAACAUUCAUACGGAGGCGUAGAUUGUGUUUGCGUGGCUCGUUUCAGGCGAUGGGACUGAAUGGAAGAGGAGAGUCACUGUAAAUCCACUGUAAAAGAAGCCUGCCAUGUCCGGUCCCACCUGGCUUCCACCAAGGACUCUGGAUAGCCCAGAGCGAUCCGUCCCCCAGAUGUCCCACUCUGCCGGGUCAGCGAUCUACAGAGCCCCCAUCAAGAAGGGGAUGUCUGACUACCGGCCAAAGUACGGCGCUUAUGACCAGAACGGAGGAGGAGGAGGAGGAGGGAUGGCUAACAGAUACAUGGCUACUGGACCCACAGGUGGACCAAUUCAUCACUCCUCUAAUGAUCACUACUAUACUCCUCCCCACGCUCUCAAAGAAGAACGCAACUGGAGCCCUCACAUGGAAAGCUACGAGCUGAUGCAGCGAGGCCCUGAAAAGCCAGCGAACUAUCACUCCAAAAUUGACGCAGAUAUUGACUCCCUCACCAGCAUGUUGGCUGAUCUGGACAGUCACCCACAGGACUCCAGUACACAACUGUACGACAAUGUGCCUUACAACAAGUACCUCUCAGGGGAUCACUACAAACCUGCACCCCCUCCUCAGGCCCGGCCCUCCAUGGGUUACCCCUCACAUCCCCAGAGCCAAUACCACGCAUCACCCCCCUACCCCAACGAGCACCAACCUGCUCAGUACUCCACCUCCCACCAGCAGGACUACUACUCCUCCUCUUCGACCCCAAAGCCCUACCCUCAGCCUGUCCCGGCCUCCUACACCACUGCCUCCACCCCAACCGGGCCCAGGUUCAGCGUGCAGGUCAAGACAGCACAGCCUGUUACCUACUCCCAAACAGGGAGACAGGCGGAACAGGCCUACACCCCGCCCCCUCCUCGCCAGCAGGUGUCACGCCCCCCUGCUCAGACUCAGACAAGUCAGCAGGGCUGGUAUCCUCCUCAUCCUGGGUCUCAGGCUCAGGAGAUGCACAAUGAAGGAGGGUAUAAGGGGAGCGGCCCGGGAGGAAGAGUUAACCAGGUUCCACUGUCCAAAAGGGGCAUGGAAAAUAACCACACGGGGCCAGGGACUGCUCAGAGUCCUGCUUAUCAGUCCAACAAGCAGGGCUCAUCAACAGCCAGACCCGAGGAAGAGCUGGAGCGACUCACCAAAAAGCUGGUAUAUGAUAUGAACCACCCCCCUGCAGAAGACUAUUUUGGUCGCUGUGCCCGCUGUGGUGACAACGUGGUCGGUGACGGCAGUGGCUGUAUCGCCAUGGAGCAGGUGUUCCAUGUUGAGUGUUUCACGUGCAUUACUUGCCAUGCCCGUCUCAGAGGGCAACCGUUCUACGCCCUCGACAAGAAGAGUUACUGUGAGAGCUGUUAUAUUAGUACAUUAGAGCGCUGCUCAAAGUGCUCCAAGCCCAUCCUGGACCGGAUCCUGCGGGCAAUGGGGAAGGCCUACCACCCUCGCUGUUUCACAUGUGUGGUCUGUAACUGCUGCCUGGACGGGGUGCCCUUCACUGUGGAUGCAACCUCUCAGAUACACUGCAUCGACGACUUUCACAGAAAAUAUGCACCUCGUUGUUCAGUGUGUGGGGAACCCAUCAUGCCUGAACAGGGUCAGGAGGAGACGGUGAGGAUUGUAGCUCUGGACCGCAGCUUCCAUGUUAACUGUUAUGUCUGUGAGGAAUGUGGUCUCCUGCUGUCCUCUGAAGGAGAAGGUCGAGGCUGUUACCCACUCGAUGGCCACAUCCUGUGCAAGAGCUGCAGCGCUCGCCGCAUCCAGGACCUCUCUGCCAAAAUCUCCACUGACUGCUAACAAACUUUUUCAACGUUACACCCCUCCCACCCUCUCAAAUGCACAAACACUCCACAUACAGAAGACUGUGUUACACUCCCUCUGUCCUUGGUUGCACUGGUAAUGAGGCAGCGUAGUUUUUACUACAGCUCCCUCUGGUGGUGUCCAAGUGAAGCUUCAUCUGAAAAAAACCUAAAUGAGAAAUAGAGCACAGGUGAAGCCAGUUUCGUCUCUGUAAGAAGUCCUGCAACAUUUUCAUCCUUUUUUCGGUACACAGCAGCUCUGUUCAUUACGUUUAGUUCAGCAUUAGUACGACAGUGGCCUGACCUGCAGGCAGCUUGGGCUCCAAUCACCAUUUAUCCACACUGGUACUGCUCUAUGGUUAGUUUGCACAGUUAUCACUGUUAAAGACUUUCAAAGUAUGGAAGGAUAUCACAAAUUUAGACUUGGAAAUGAGGGAUUUUUUUCACAGAUAAGAGGCACAAAUGCUAGCUAGGAAGUUUACUUGUAGAAACAAUCUGGAUCUGUACAUUUUAAAAACACAAGUCUAGAAACGAGCAUAACAAAUGCACAUAAUGAAUAACUGUGACUGUACAUAACAGACUGGUUUAGUUUGGCAAUGACAUUGUUCCCAACUGGAGAGCAUGUAGCGUAUAGUGCAGUGAAGUAGCCUCAUAGCGCGAGAAAUGUAGACGAAAGGAAUGUGUAGUUACCUAAAACUCUGUUGCUUUUUCUUUAGCUUUAAUUACACACUAGUGCAAAAUCAGCUUAAACAAUCUCAUACGUUACAACAUAAAGGACAUAUUUUUGUAUCUUAAAGAAUAACAUUCUUGAAUGUCUACUCUUGCUUUGGUUUGUUCAACAUUUGGUUGAUACUUGACUGUUACAUUGAAGUCAGUGGUGCAAUGAAGUCAAAACACUUUUCUGUCUAAAGGAAAUCAGGGUGUUUGUCACUGAUGUGGCUUUUAAACAUCCUAUCAUGUGAAGCUUGAGCCUCAUGAAGAGUUUAAAUGUGCCAUUUGAAGAGCAUCGACAUUGAGUUAUGCGAAAUAUUGGCUGUUAAUGUACUUUUUACUUGCAGUUUACUCCAAAAAUAAAACGGGGAUUUAACAUGAUAUCUUUUGUACCCAAAAAGUAGAGGUUUUGAACUACAACUAUUCAGAUUAGAUUUUUGCUCUUUCUUGCACACGUGGGCCAAGCCGUCAACUUUGGAACUACAGUAUUUGUUAUGAUUGUGUAUAAGCGCUUGUUCCUCCGUCCGUUUACUUUUCCUUUUUUAUAAAUGUACCUGAAAGGGCUAGAAAUUUAAAAGCCUUACCUCAAGGAUGUCAUUCAUUUUCCCAAUAACCCUUUUUAAAACCUGUUUUCUGUGAAUUCUGCUUUUCUGUGUGAUCACGCUUAACCAUUUCCAUCUGUUAAUUUAUCUCAUUUUGUGUAAAUAUAUUCUGUAUUUGCAUUAAUCUGUUUUUUGUCAUCACAGUUAUUUCAUUUACAGUCACACGUUUCUUUUACAAUCCUCACCCAUGCCAACUUUUGUGUCAUACUCCGUUGAAUCAUACCAUUUUCUUCCCGGUUAUGAUUUGUCAUAAAUGAAUAAUGAAUCGUUGUCAUUCUUGCUGUGUGUUCAUUUUGAAAUGCUGUGAAUUGAAGCUUGUAGAUCAGACUGUGGUACUGCAGCAGACAUGGUCCCUGAUGAAUUCACAAGAAAAAAUUAUGAAGUAGUACGUUACAUUGAGAGAGCAAAUACAUGAACGGAUUUUGUCCUAAUGCAGGUUGUAGUGACAGAAAUUCCUAAUAAAACAUCGACAAGUCAA